This is a messenger RNA of Monoraphidium neglectum, 789 nucleotides long. RefSeq lists its product as hypothetical. NCBI's taxonomy places the organism in Eukaryota, Viridiplantae, Chlorophyta, Chlorophyceae, Sphaeropleales, Selenastraceae. The record is from RefSeq and is a predicted model, not a curated record. The transcript has a single exon. Bases 1 to 789 code for a protein of 262 amino acids.
AUGAUGCUGCAGUACAUGUGCGGCGACAAGGUGCACACCGUCCACAACGCCGGCGCCUUCCACGGCGCCUUCCUCGCCCUUCCCGGCCCCAAGAAGGCCGUGGUGGGCGCCAUCGGCGCCAUGGCCCGCUCCGCCGCCUGCGACAGCCAAGCGCUCGCGCAGCACGCGGCCCACGACGCGGCGAUGCAGGGGGCGGCGCUGCGGGGGCGCGACGGUGACGUCAUUGCGGCGGGCGGCGGGGGCGCCAGCGGCGCGCCGGACGGCGGGGACGAGCUCGAUUGCGUGCGCGGGGCGGGCCGGCGGGCGGACACGCCGGCGCCGGCUGCGGUGUCCCCGUUCAAGGCGGUGGCGGGCACGCCGUACUCGUCGCCGAGCCGCGGCGCGAGCGGCAGCCUCAGCGACAGCCCCAGCAGCGUCAGCGACCGCGGCGGCGACCGCGGCGGCGACCGCGACCGCGGCUGCGGCGCGGCGCACGCGGUCGGCGAGGGCGACGAGGGCGCGCCGGGCGUUGCGCCGCACCACCGGGGCAAGCAGCAGAAGGGCGCCGCGGCGGCGUGCGCGCUGGCGGACGCCCCCAGCUGGGCGGCGGGCGGCGCCGACGCGAUCACCGCGGGCUGGGGCAGCUUCGGGGGCGCCUCCUCGUCUUCCGACGCGGAUCUCGCAGCGUCACCGGAGCGGCGGCGGCACGGCGGCGGCGGCGGCGCUGUCGCCACAGCAGGGGCGGCCGAGGGCGGCGGGGGCCGGUUCGCGCGGGGGCUGCGGUCCUUGCUGAGGGUCGGUGGCCCCUGA